AUGAGUGAUAAACAUUUACUUCGCUCGACAUAUUCUCUCACAUACUAUUCUAUUCUAUUCACUCGAAUCCGACUCACACAUUUUCGAAAUCGAAAAAUGCCAAUAAAAGUUUACAUAACCAGUAUUACAAGUAAUCAAUUAACGAUCGGUAAUCAACGCAAAUUGAAACACAUUCUCGAUACGAACAAGAUCGAUUAUAUUGAUAUCGACAUAAGCGAUCCAAAACAUACGGACGAAAAGGAAUUUUUACAACGAACGUUAUCCACAAGAAACCAAAAGUUAACAUUACCAUACAUAUUCAAUGAUGAUCAAUAUUGUUGUGAUUUUGAUGGUUUAAUAUCAGCUGUCGAGUCAAAUACACUUCAUCAAACGUUACAAUUAGAACACGAAUAUACUAACAAUGGACAUUGA
Adineta ricciae is the source of this 411-nucleotide messenger RNA. NCBI's taxonomy places the organism in Eukaryota, Metazoa, Rotifera, Eurotatoria, Adinetida, Adinetidae. The record is from the annotation of a GenBank genome assembly.